This is a messenger RNA of Vitrella brassicaformis, 1280 nucleotides long. NCBI's taxonomy places the organism in Eukaryota, Vitrellaceae. The record is from the annotation of a GenBank genome assembly.
CGUGAAUGUUUCGGAUUUCACUCUCACACCGAUGAAUUGCACUGAGAGUCAGUAGUCAGCUGUACACAAUUAAACGGGAAAAAAGCAUCACACUGUCGAGCAUAGACACAGACACACACACACAACACCUUAUCAACGACACAACACACUGAGACUGAGUUUGAGACAGAAAGCCUCAGCCACCCAUCUGCUGUCUACGUCCGCCUUCCUCUCCUCCGUCUUGCCGUCUCCCUACUGGGAGGCCGCGCCCCAACAGCCGACAAGAUAUCGCUCGUCCGGAAGUAGUAGAUCUCCUUGUCACUCUCAUACUCGGGCGUAUUCCCCGUGGUCAGCACCUCCUGCACAGGAAACACGCCUGCCGGCUCCACGCCCAUCGCACGCAGCUCAUCCAGGCCUGAGGGGCCGAUAUAGAGUACACCCCCCUCACCCAACACAUGGCUGAUGUCGCUGUCGGCGGCCGAUAGCGGUCCUGCGCGGAGGUUCUUGGCGACCCACUGGAUGAAUUGGGGCAUGUUGGUGACGGACCUGGCCACGACGAAGUCACAUAGGCCCCGCAGCUCCUCGACGCGCAUGCACACGGGCUGCAGCAUGCAAUGUUGCAAUCAAGGACACACAGUGGUCGCCUCUUGGCGUAUUUGUUACCUCGACGUUUCUGAGGUUCAGUCGCUUGACUGCAUCGUCGACCACCAUCACCUGCAUGGCCAUGACACAGCCAAAGAACACAGAAAUGCUCCAUUGCGGUGCCCCCUUUCCUCUGUGAUCGAUCAUCUCACCUUCUUCCGAAUGCUAUCCACGAGGGUGAAGUCCACAUCAGGGUUGCAUAUAGCGAGCGGCAUGCCGGGGAACCCCCCGCCAGUGCCCACAUCCAUCACACGCAGCCCCUGCCCAUCUCCCCCUCCCUCUCCACCUCUCCUCUUCUGUGCCGCCUUGAGCAGUGGGUGCAGCGCGAGUGAGGGCAGCAUGUGGUUGCCCCACACAUUCUGCACGUCCUUGCGGCUGAUGAGGUUGAUCUUGUCGUUCCACCCACACACGAUGUCGACGAAGUGCUGCAGCCGCAACACCUUCUCCCUCGACAGGCCGAGGCACUGCUCGAGGAUCUGCCGCUCAGAAUCGGUGGGCGAUGGGUAUGCGACGACGCUCUCAGGCUCGUCCCUUCGGACCGCUCUGGCUGCAGCAAGUGUUGCAAAGCCACUACUACUCGACGGAAGGACAGCUCGCUGCGAUGGGAUGUGAUGAAGUAACAAAGGCCGGAGGGCAAAGAACAGGAUGGGAUGAAUCAU